AAGGGCGAUCUGGAGACAGAGACCAAUGAGAGCUGGGGAGAGACAUCGCGGUGGUGCCGCAGAGCAGUCUGGGCCUCCGCCUCCGUUACCCUGGAGCCGAAGCCGCCGCGCCAACGCCUCCUUGGAGCCGCCUCCCCCACCCUUGCUUCUCGUUUAAACUUUCCGAAUCCCGGCAACCUCGGCUCCCGCCCCGCAGGAUCGCAGCAUCCGCAGAAGCACACGGUCUUUGGUUGGCAGACGUCGAGGUCUGGGCGAGGGGUUCGGCCGGAUGAGGGACAGGAAGGAGGCGGGACGCCGCGUCGGCUCUGGGGAAAAAAAGUGUAUCUUCUGGUUGCUAAUAUGAAUUUGGGACUGCUGGAUAUAUGGAGAAAGCAAAUUGUACAGAAAUGAGUAUUAUCGCCAGGUUCUGAAGACUAUAAAGAUGCUCUUCAGUGUUGUCAUGGACUCUUCUGGAGAAAGGAACCUUGUGAAGUUAAGUGAAUAGAGGCCAUUUUUUAAAACAAUGGAGGAAAGAGCAAAAAGUCCAGAUACUAAUCAAGAAAGAAAUUCAGGCAAACACCGUUACUCUUACUGCUCAUCUGAUUUUGAAACUACACUACAGUCUUCUGGCCAGUCUUCAGUGGCCAACCUCUCGUCACCUACAAGUGUUAAGGAAAAAAAUGCUAAAAGAUACAUUUCAGAUAGUCAAGUGCAUCACCAAGCCCCUGGAAAAUCAAGCCCUAAGAGUCUACCAAACAGAAAGGGAGUCAGAGGCGGAUAUCGCUCCCAGAGCCUCAAUAGGGAAACACUUCGGAAAGAUCCUGAUCUUGUUACAAAACGGGUUCUUUCUGCAAGACUGCUAAAAAUCAAUGAGUUGCAAAAUGAAGUGACUGAACUUCAGGUCAAGUUAGCUGAGCUGCUAAAAGAAAAUAAGGCUUUGAAAAGGCUUCAGUAUAGACAGGAGAAAGCCCUGAAUAAGUUUGAAGAUACAGAAAAUGAAAUUUCACAACUUAUACUUCGACACAACAAUGAGAUUAUAGCACUCAAGGAACGUCUAAGAAAAUCUCAAGAGAAAGAACGGGCAACUGAGAAAAGGGUAAAAGAUACAGAAGGUGAACUAUUUAGGACAAAAUUUUCCUUAAAGAAGCUGAAAAAGAUCUCUGAAGCUAGACAUCUACCUGAACGAGAUGAUUUGGCAAAGAAACUGGUCUCAGCAGAAUUAAAAUUAGAUGAUACUGAGAGAAGAAUUAAGGAACUAUCAAAAAACCUUGAGCUGAGUACUAACAGUUUCCAACGACAGUUGCUUGCUGAAAGGAAAAGGGCGUAUGAGGCUCAUGAUGAAAAUAAAGUUCUUCAGAAGGAGCUACAACGGCUCUAUCAGAAAUUAAAAGAAAAGGAGAGAGAGCUGGAUAUAAAAAACAUAUACUCUAAUCGUCUGCCAAAGUCCUUUCCAAAGAAAGAAAACGAAUUUGCACUAAGAAAAAAUGCUGCAUGCCAGAGUGACUUUACAGACCAGUGUACAAAAGGAGUACAAACCAGUGACGACUUUGAGCUGGAAGAAUUUCCUAUAACACCACAAACAGUUAUGUGUUAUGAAAACACAUGGGAAGAAUCUGAACAUCUUACUUUGGAUCUGGAAUCCCAAGAGAGAGGUGAGCACGAAGAAGCAGAGAUUCUAAAUACAGUUGUGGAAGGGGAAGAAGAAUCCAUAAAAGAACUCGAUACUAUAAAACAGGAGGUUGAGAAGCUGGAGAACGAAUGGGAAAGAGAAGAACUUGAUAAAAAGCAAAGAGAAAAUACAUUUUUACUGAAAAGAGAAGAAAAGCCAGAGCUGGAAACUGGAAGAUACCAAAUGGGAAUGAACCAAUUCCAAGAUAUUGAUAAAUUGGAAGAAGAGGAAGAAGACAGACUGAAGAGAGAAAUGCUACUUGCUAAACUGAAUGAGAUUAACCGAGAACUUGAAGAUUCUCAGAACCUAAAAUAUCCUCGUCUGCCAUUGCUACCUGAUUUUAAAUCUAAGUUAGACUCCCCAGAGAAAAGCAGCAAAACAUAUAUGUUCUCUGGACUGUCAGAGAGAUCAUUUAAUGGGCACCAUUUGCAAGACAUCAGUUUUUUAACUACAAAAGGAGAGGGCCAGAAUUUAGGAGAUACUAGAAUCCCAGCCUCUCCCAAUGAGUUUGCAUUUGGUAGCUAUGUGCCUUCAUUUGCAAAAACAUUAGGGAAGUCAAAUUUAUUUAGUCAAAAAAGUGGCCUUUUGGAGUUCCAAAGUAACACUACAGAAAAACUUAAUAAAGACAGCAUAGAUUUAAUUGCAAGAAAAGAAAAAAAAGCCAAUCUGAUGGAACAGCUAUUUGGUGCCAGUGGCAGCAGCACGAUUUCCUCUAAAAGCAGUGACCCAAAUACUCUGUCUGUCAGCAGAGGAGACUUUGACCCUCUAAAUUUUCCCUCUGGGGAUAAAAGCAGCAGGGGCAGAGAACAAGGUGAAGAUGAUGACUUUUUCCUCAGCGAAGGAAGAAGUUUUAAUCCAAAUAGAAACAGAUUAAAACAUGCAAACAAUAGACCAACAGUAAAAGCAGUUGAUUCUGUAGAAGAUGAAAUUGAAGAAGUAGCACUGAGAUGAUUGGCUGGAUUAUAUUUUUUUUCUAUUGUAAAUAUUAAGGUAUUUUAAUACAGUAUUUAUUAUAAACAUUUAUACUUGUUAAUGCUAAGAAGUCCUUAUUAGAGAAUGAUUUUUAAUAGUUAAAUACAAUGCAAAUUUUGAAAGUAGAUCGUAUCCAUACCACAUAGUUUGCCAAGAAUGAAGGAGGCUCUUUUGAGUGAAACCAAAAAUAGAUGUAUCUUACUUUUUAUUUACAAAUCAGUUUUACUUCUUAAGCCAGCUCUAUGGGAAGUUUUCCGCCACUGGAGGUGAUAUUCAUUUCCUCCUUUUAUCUUUAUUUUUUUUGGGUCAUAUCUCAUUAAAUCACUUACCUACAACUGUGGUAACAUAUUAAGUUGAAUUCAGAAGACUUUUCUGUAUGCUUGGACAGCUCCCCCUCUGUCAUGGCUCCCUGAGGCUUGGGUACAGUGUAAUCAGUAAAGUCUGUCCUUGUUCUCCUACACGCUUUAUGUCUUAGUGACUAGGUGUGAGAUUUCGUACCAAAUACAAGGAAUAGAAGAAAUUUCAUUGCAGCGUAGAAGAUUUUCAACUCAAUUAUGUUUCCAGAGUAAUGCAAUUGGGAAAUUUUAAUAUGUACUUUUAAUAUUUGAACUUACCUUUAAACCAAGCAGACAAUAGUAGCAUAGUACUAUUGAACUUACAGGACUGAUUUUAAAGCAAUCUUGGAUAAAAAGUCUUUUAGAGUUGUGGGGCAUCAAAUCAGCCUUAAUGAGUAGAAUGGAUGGUUUUCUGUUGAAAUGCAUUGGUCUUUUUUUUUGGCUAUUUGUAGUUCACUUCAGCUUGGAUUAUGCUGGGUAUGAUUGGAUGAUUGGUCCUUAAGAAGCACUGACCAAGGAGAAAACACUGAUAAAAUGAAGACUGGUGAAAAUAGUAUGUCAGGGGAAGAAUAAAAAUUUAUAUUAGCACUUAAUCUAGAGUGAGCUCCUUUUUCAGAUUUUUUUUUUAACUACAUAUUUGCCCAUAAUUUGAUUUCUCAUGCCAAGCAUACAUACUAAUGAGAGGACUAGAGAUGUUGUUUUAUCUUGAAUUCUUACAAAUGCUUAUUAUUGAAUACCGUUUCAUUAACCGCUUGACAGGAUUUACCUGGUUAGGUUGCUAAUUAAAAGGUGUUCCACCUAUGAUCUUCUAUGUUCCUGUCAUUUGUUGGGAACAGAAUCCCCCACAAGUGCUGAACUAUAUUAAAAAGUUUCCUUAAUAGAGAGAUUUUAUGUCUGAUAUACAUAAACAUUUAGUAAUUUGCACCUCAUUCCAGUAUAUGUAAAACAAUAUUGUAAUGCAGUUCUUGAUGCAAUGUAAUUAUUAUGUAAUGUUAAUUUUGUUCAUAGCUGUUAAUUUUUCUGCCAAAAGUGUUCUAUUUUUGAGGUUGUUUUGAAGUUUAUUUUUUAAGCCUUUAAAUAGUAAAAUUUUGUAUUCAGGUCAUUUUAAGCGGUCUCUUUCCUACCUGAUGUUUUCUAAAAAUCUCUUUCACCAGCUGUAGCAAGACAGAAUUAUUAAAAUCAAACCCAAAGUUGAGUUAUGGGCAGAAGCGCAUUAUGGUGUUAAGCAUUAAAAUUAGAGAUUAAAAUGUAUAUAACAGGUUUUUCUUUAUGAACAAACCCUGCAGAGUAAAUAAUCUUUUCUAAAUGUCAAGUUAAAUUUGUUAUUUGUACUCAGAACUGUUAUUAAUAAAAAUGAAAAACACUACGACUCUGCAUUUGAAUGAUGCCUUAGGUUACUUGGAAAAGAUGUAGUAGAAACAGGAACUACAGGGUUA
Molecule: messenger RNA, 4391 nt
Organism: Loxodonta africana (African savanna elephant)
Lineage: Eukaryota; Metazoa; Chordata; Mammalia; Proboscidea; Elephantidae
Gene: LCA5
Product: lebercilin LCA5
Exons: 8
Coding region: 503-2599 (698 amino acids)
Biological process (GO): intraciliary transport
Cellular component (GO): axoneme
Source: RefSeq, a predicted model, not a curated record